AUUUUGAUUUAUAAGGUCAAAAAAGACCCCCGAACGGCUCCUCUGGCCUCCAUCAGCCUGCAGGAUGGGUGCAGAAUACUAAUCAGGCAGAUGGUAAGCGAGGGUGGAUAGUAAGGGCAGGCGGGGGGGCUCUACAUCUUUCCGUCUGGCGAGACAACAGAAAUACGGGAUAGUGUCCCUGCAGCACCGAGGCUGCACAGAUCCGCUGGGCGUCGUGCCUGCGCUGGGAGCCGCGUCUCUCACUCCUCUCUGUCCCGGAGAUCUCCAGCCGGCCGGCAUGUCUUACCAGGGCAAGAAGAGCACCCCCCGCAUAUCGAGCGAUCGUCUCGUCAUCAAAGGCGGGAAGAUUGUCAACGAUGACCAGUCUUUUUACGCCGACAUCUAUGUGGAGGACGGAGUCAUCAAGCAGAUCGGGGAGAGCCUGAUCGUCCCCGGUGGAGUGAAGACGAUCGAUGCCUACGGCCACAUCAUCAUCCCGGGUGGAAUAGACGUGAACACCAGCCUCCACGCUCCACACCUGGGCAUGAACCCAGCCGAUGACUUCUACCAGGGGACCCAGGCCGCACUUAUGGGCGGCACCACCAUGAUCAUCGACCACGUCGUCCCCGAGCCGGGUUCGAGCCUGCUGACGGCGUACGACCAGUGGCGCGACAUCGCCGACAGGCGGUCCUGCUGCGAUUACUCUCUGCACAUAGACAUCACGCGCUGGCAUGAGGGGCUGGUCGAGGAGCUGGAGACCUUGGUGAAGGACAAGGGUGUCAAUUCCUUUUUGGUCUUUAUGUCCUACAAAGACAGAUUCCAGAGCUCUGAUACACAGAUGUAUGAAAUCUUCAGCAUCCUCAGAGACCUGGGAGCCAUCGCUCAGGUUCACGCUGAAAACGGGGACAUCGUCGACGAGGAGCAGAAGAGGCUGCUGGGCCUUGGGAUCACAGGCCCUGAGGGACACUUGCUGAGCCACCCUGAGGAGGUGGCGACAGAGGCUGUGUACCGCGCCGUAACCAUCAGCAAGCAGGCAAACUGCCCCCUCUACGUCACCAAGGUGAUGAGCAAGUCGGCCGCCGAUGUCAUCGCACAGGCCAGGAGGAAGGGCAUGGUGGUGUACGGCGAGCCAAUCGCAGCCAGUCUGGGCGCCGACGGCACACACUAUUGGAGCAAGAACUGGGCCAAGGCCGCCGCCUUUGUGAUGUCACCACCAAUCAGCUCUGACCCCAGCACAGCAGACUACCUCAACUCUCUGCUUUCCUGCGGUGACCUCCAAGUUACCGGCAGCGCUCACAGCACGUUCACCACGGCUCAGAAGGCCGUCGGAAAGGACAACUUCACCUUGAUUCCGGAAGGUACAAACGGGAUCGAGGAGCGGAUGUCAGUCGUCUGGGAGAAGGCCGUGGUAGCGGGAAAGAUGGAUGAGAAUGAGUUUGUGGCAGUGACCAGCACCACCGCCGCCAAGAUCUUCAACCUGUACCCCCGUAAAGGUCGUAUCGCCGUGGGCUCCGAUGCCGACAUCGUCAUCUGGAACCCAAAGGAGACCAGGAUAUUUUCUGCAAAAUCGCACAAGCUGGUGGUCGAGUGUAACAUCUUUGAGGGCAUGGAGUGCCAGGGGGCCCCGGCCGUGGUGAUCAGCCAGGGGAAGGUGGUGCUGGAAGGAGGAAAGCUCAACGUCACCGAGGGAUCCGGUCGCUUCAUUCCCAGGAAGUCGUUCCCAGACUUCGUCUACAAGCGGAUCAAGGCCAGGAAUCGGAUGUCCGAUGCCCGUGGUGUCCCAAGGGGUCUUUACGAUGGACCCGUGCACGACGUCAUCGGAGCGACGAUGUCCGUACCGGCCACACCGACCCCUUGGGGAUCCACAUGUCCCGGGAAGGCCCAGAUCGUACCUGCCCGGAACCUGCACCAGUCCGGCUUCACGCUCUCUGGAACACAGAUGGACGACCACAUUCCAAGGCGCACGGCCCAAAGGAUUGUGGCUCCCCCGGGUGGCAGAUCAAAUAUUACAUCGCUAUCUUGAUCUUCACUCCUUCCCUCCUUAGCACCUAUAAGAAAACUACUCUUGCUUCCUAUAACACCUAGUGGCACCACCCUGUACUGCAUCAGCAUUAAAUAGGAAUAACUCACUGAUAUUAAUUUUGUGUGACUUCCCAGUAGCAAAAAAAAACAGCCGGCACAUAUAUUUCAUCUCAUUCAUAAUAUCUAUACUCAACUGUGCGUAACUAGCCAACAACGUAGCAACAGGCAUUUGUCGC
Molecule: messenger RNA, 2237 nt
Organism: Brienomyrus brachyistius
Lineage: Eukaryota; Metazoa; Chordata; Actinopteri; Osteoglossiformes; Mormyridae
Gene: dpysl4
Product: dihydropyrimidinase like 4
Exons: 14
Coding region: 278-2002 (574 amino acids)
Cellular component (GO): cytosol; cytoplasm
Molecular function (GO): hydrolase activity, acting on carbon-nitrogen (but not peptide) bonds, in cyclic amides
Source: RefSeq, a predicted model, not a curated record